Molecule: messenger RNA, 1071 nt
Organism: Penicillium canariense
Lineage: Eukaryota; Fungi; Ascomycota; Eurotiomycetes; Eurotiales; Aspergillaceae
Exons: 3
Coding region: 1-1071 (356 amino acids)
Source: RefSeq, a predicted model, not a curated record
AUGGCUCUGAAAUCGCGUUUUCUGUUGUCUUUGGCGGCUUUCUCGUCACUCGCAGUGGCCGACACGGCUGGCUACUUUGACAAUACUUCGUUUUGUGUCGAUUCCAAGGGGUUCGAGAAGUGUUACGAAAAGGUAAAGACCAGCUAUGAGAAUUGCAUCAGUAGCAAUUGCUCGGGUGGGAGUAAAAGCUGUUACGAUUCAUGCGACGGCGAUACUUCAUGCAUGGGGACGCACUGUCCGAAUCUAGGAAUUGACUGUAUUAACGCUUGCGGAUGUGUCCGGGCCACCGACCAGAUUGAUUGCGCUGCUUCCAGUUGCUGGAAUCAGGUCUACUCUUGCGAAUAUCAGCAAACAGCAGAGGACGUAAUCAAGCUAUGCAUCAACUUCGACGCAGAUCAGAUUCCGUACUGGCCACCUCCGGAUGAUGCGAUCGGUGGAUGCUCUUGCAACAUCGCAAAAGCAGAUCGAAAGGAGUUGCUGAUCUCGGCGCAGCUAACGGAGUGCACCAACAACAUGACCAAUCUUGACCAACUGUCGACGACGGACGAGAUAACAGUUUACGAGCAGGCCUGCAUGUGCUGUGCGCAAAGCGCCAUUGUCUCUGCGAUCUGGGGUACAUGCCCGAACACCAAACCAUCCCUAAUCGGAGCCGACGAUUGGUACUCCAUGUUUCUAGGACCAAACCACUGGGAUGAGUGUGAGGAAUACCUUGCAGCAUACGACUGCGACAGGGACUUGGGAUACGCUGCCGAAAGCGCAGGGGACACGCACACCUUUUAUAAGCCGAAUAACAUCCCAAAGAACGGUACUGAGUCUCUCUUCAACACCGGUAGUGCUCUUACCAGCCCCGUCAGCGGAGCCACUUUUACCUGGACCGAGGGCACUCUUCUCCACGGUAUCACUGCUGCGCCAACCAGCCACAUGGCCUCGGCCACUGGCACUCAUGAUCAAGGAACUACCGCUACCGAGACUGGUGCCAGCGCCACAAAGAUCGGCGGCGCAACUUCAUAUCACUGUUCCGCCUGGGCGGGAGUUGGCUUCAUCGGCGCGCUUGCCUUAGUGAUCGCUUGA